UAUCACUACAUACUUCAAAAUUCAUAGCAGGGGAGGGAGAUAAUAGGCUUGACAAUCAAAUGUAGGUAAGGUACACUAUUAUAAAAGCAAUCAACCAGUUGGUCAGAACAUUCAGUAGUUAUUGAGCAUUUUAUCCAAAUGCGUGGAGGACGUUUAGCGCUAUUAAUAUUUUAUUGUGUUUGUGCAAUUUUAUUGCCAACCUCACAAUCCUGCCAAGAUGUCGAACAACGUUUUAAGUUCCCGAAUUCAGAGAUCUAUAUUAGAUUGGUGCGUUCACAGAAACUUCAGUAUUCCAUAAUGAAAGGCAGUCAAGUGUUGCAGACAGUAACUUUUGAUAAUUUCAAGACCGACAAAAAUUUCGUUUCGAACGGCAAUGGAAGUUUCACAUUAUCUUCGUCGGAUUCCAAUAUUCUCUUUGAAUUGGUCUCCAAGUCUAAUCAAGUAACUCACUUAAGAGUUUCCAGGAAUUAUGUUGCUCGUUCUCAACAACCAAUGGAUUGCAUUGAUUUGGACAUUGGAAAAACCCAUUGGUUCGGUGGUCCUCAAGAUCGUCAUCAAUAUUGGCCAGUGGAACGACUUACAUUCACCAAUUACUCCUAUCUCACCAAAGAAGAUCAUAAUGCAGGUGUUGCCGAACGUUAUUGGUUAAAUUCACGUGGUGUAUUCUUCUAUGUCGAAGAUCAAACACCUUUGUUCAUCGAACAGAAUUCACCCCGCCAUGAAAAUCAAUUGUGCUUCAGUGCUAAAACCCAAUUGCCUUACAGCUCGACCCUGAGGAGUGCUACAUUCCGUUAUCAAAUAGGAAUUGGUAGCAAUGCCAAGACCGCUCACAUGUAUGCUGUCAACAAUAUCCUUGGAAAACCAAACGAACAUCCUGACGAACGUAUGGUUCAGUAUCCAAUUUGGUCAACUUGGGCGUUAUACAAGGCAGAGAUCACCGAUGCUAUUGUCAGAGAUUUCGGGAACAAAAUUUUACAGAAUAAUUUUAAGAAUAGUCAACUGGAAAUCGAUGAUGACUGGGAAGAUUGUUAUGGUGCAUUGACUUUCCGCAAAAACAAAUUUCCAAAUAUCAAGCAGCUGACAAAUGAUCUCAAGGCUCAGGGAUUUAGAGUAACUCUGUGGAUACAUCCUUUCAUCAAUAAGAACUGUACUGCCCCCUAUAAUGAGGCACUUCAAAAAGGUUACCUUGUUUUGAAUCGUAAUGGAAAUCCCGAUACUCAGUGGUGGAAUAGUAAACGCAAUGAUGCAGCUUAUAUAGAUUUCACUAAGCCCGAAGCAGUUACAUGGUAUUUGAAUAGAUUAAAGCGUCUGCAAACCGAAGAUGGUAUCGAUAGUUUCAAAUUUGAUGCCGGAGAAAGUAGCUGGGUGCCAUCAGAUCCCGCUCUACAAGGACCCGAUGAUUUUCUACCAAGUGCUAUUACCAGAGACUAUGUCAAGGCUGUAUCAACAUUUGGACCAUUGGUUGAAGUGCGUUCAGGACAAGGCACCCAAGAUCUACCAAUAUUCGUUCGAAUGAUUGACAAAGAUUCCGAAUGGAAUUGGAGCAAUGGCCUGGUCACAUUGAUAACAACUCUGCUGCAGUUAAAUAUGAAUGGUUAUCCAUUUGUAUUGCCCGAUAUGAUUGGAGGCAAUGGCUACAAUAAUAAACCACCAUCAAAGGAGCUCUUCAUAAGAUGGUUGCAGGCAAAUGUAUUCAUGCCAAGUUUACAAUUCUCAUUUGUUCCAUGGAAUUUUGAUGCAGAGACAAUAACCAUUAGUCAGAAGUUCUGUGAUCUUCAUAGUCAAUACACCCCGCAGAUAAUGGAACGAUUUAAACUUGUCACACAAACUGGAGAGCCAGUUAAUCCACCUUUAUGGUGGGUUGAUCCUGAAGACAAGGUUGCACAAGGAAUUUAUGAUCAAUUCCUUUUGGGUGAUAAAAUCAUAGCAGCACCAAUUAUAGAAGAUGGAGGCAGAGCCCGUGAUGUAUACUUACCAAAAGGCAAAUGGAAGGAUGGUAAUUCAAAUACUAUUUAUCAAGGUCCAAUAUGGAUAAUGGAUUAUCCAGCCCCACUUGAUGUCUUACCAUAUUUCAUUCGACAAGAUUAAUUUAAUUUAAAUAUAAAAAUUAAUAACAAUUAUAGGAUAAAAAGUUGUUGUAUUUUUAAAUUGUAAAUUUAUAAAUGUAAAAUUCGUGUAAAUAAAAAAAAAAAUUAAAAUAUAAAAAUUAUGAAAAAAUGUA
Messenger RNA from Eupeodes corollae, 2221 nucleotides. RefSeq names its product myogenesis-regulating glycosidase (gene tobi). The transcript has 3 exons. Lineage: Eukaryota; Metazoa; Arthropoda; Insecta; Diptera; Syrphidae. Gene Ontology annotation, biological process: carbohydrate metabolic process. The record is from RefSeq and is a predicted model, not a curated record. Bases 139 to 2088 code for a protein of 649 amino acids. Gene Ontology annotation, molecular function: hydrolase activity, hydrolyzing O-glycosyl compounds.